Contarinia nasturtii (swede midge) is the source of this 2604-nucleotide messenger RNA. RefSeq lists its product as uncharacterized. Gene Ontology annotation, molecular function: nucleic acid binding. The transcript has a single exon. Bases 1 to 2604 code for a protein of 867 amino acids. The record is from RefSeq and is a predicted model, not a curated record. NCBI's taxonomy places the organism in Eukaryota, Metazoa, Arthropoda, Insecta, Diptera, Cecidomyiidae. Gene Ontology annotation, biological process: DNA integration.
AUGGAUGAUUGUGUAACAGGUGAUGAAACAAUAAGAGGAGCCAUAGUAUUGGCUCAAGAGAUGGAUGAAAUUUUAAAAGGCGCCGGAUUUAGAUUGCGCAAAUGGAAAUCAAAUAGUAAAUUGGUUAUGAGAACUAUGGAUUCAGAAAAUACAACAGAAGUCAUAUUUUCAGAGGAGGAAGACACAACCAUUUUGGGAUUAAAAUGGUUGAUACAAGAGGAUUUAUUCACAUUUGUAGUGAAACAACAAAGAAUGGAGGAUAAAAUCACCAAACGUAAAGUAGUAAGUUUUGUGAUGCAUCUUUACGAUCCGAUUGGUCUCAUCUCACCUGUCACGAUCAAAGGAAGGAUUUUUAUUCAGGAUUUGUGGAGAUUGAAACUCGACUGGGAUGAAGAGCUUCCAGAGGAUAUGAAGAAUAAAUGGAAUAGCUACUGGAUGGAGAUUAUAUAUUUGGAGAACUUCACCAUUGAAAGAUGGUUAGCCACAAAAUCGGAAUCGAAAAUACAUUUACAUGGAUUUGCCGAUAGUGGAGAACCUGCUUUAGGAGCUGUGUUGUAUGUUCGAAUUGAACAUCUGGAUGGAUUAGUUACAUGUCAACUUGUGACUUCAAGAUCACGUGUAGCGCCACUUAAAACAGUAUCUAUACCAAGAUUAGAGCUGUCAGCAGCUGAAUUACUUUCACGUCUGAUAAAAGAAGUGAGAAAGACUAUGGAAUGGUCUUCAGUUGAUUAUACAGCGUGGACGGAUUCAAGUUCAACAUUUCAUUGGAUUCGGCGUGUACCGCGAGAAUUAAAAACUUAUGUAGCCAACAGAGUGUCUUCAAUACAAUCAAAUACGGAUAUAGAAAAGUGGAGACAUAUCAGUGGAAAGGAUAAUCCAGCUGAUUUGUUAACGAGAGGGAUCUCAGCAAAGGAUUUAGUUGACAAUAGUUUGUGGCUACAUGGACCGGAUUGGUUGUUACACAAACCUUCAGAAUGGCCUUUGAGUCCAGUGAUGCAGCAGAUUUCAAAGGAGACAAUGAUAGAAUGCAAGGUAUUUAUGAUAUCUGAAUAUAAGGAUCAGUUACGGAUAGGAUUAAAAGGUACAAAAACCAAUGAACCAUUGUUAAAGUAUACUAGCAAACUGGAAAAGGCAAUUAAUAUUCUUUCAUAUGUUAUACGCUUCUUAAAAAAUUGGAAAAAUCGUAAGGAUAAAAUUAUUACUCGACCUCGAAGGAAAGUAAUAGAAUUGAAAGCCUUUCCUCCAACUUUGGAAGAAAAGGCAGAGGCAAUGGAGUAUUUAUUAAGAAAGACUCAGCAGGAAUAUUUCAAUAAAGAAAUGACUGCAAUGAAACAAAACAAAAGGAUUCCAGAGAAAAGCGUUUUAGAGUCGCUCAAUCCUAUUUUGGAUAAGGAUGGAUUGAUUAGAGUCGGAGGACGGAUAGAAAGAUCGGAGCUGAAUUACGAAAUGAAGCAUCCUGUAAUUGUGCCUCAUGGAUCUCGCCUUGCUAAACUCAUAGCGGAUUACGCGCAUCGGAUUACCAAGCAUGGAGGUGUGCAACAAAUGACUCAAUUUAUCCGUCAAAACUAUUGGAUUCCAAAAAUACGAGAUUUAUUGAGGUCCAUUGUACACAAAUGUAUAGUUUGCGUGAGAUUGAAUGCACGGAUGCAAACUCAAUUAAUGGCCGAUUUACCGGCUGAGAGGACUCAAGUCGGUAAACCAUUUAUUAAUACUGGAGUGGAUUUUGCUGGACCAUUUAGUAUAAAACUGAUUGGAGGAGAAAUACACAAAUGUUGGAUUGCAAUAUUUAUUUGUUUAAAAACAAAAGGUAUUCAUAUCGACGUUGUCACGGAUAUGACAACAGUGGCCUUCAUCGCAUGCUAUGAAAGGUUUAUAGCCAGGAGAGGUCGUUGCGAAAGGAUGUGCAGUGACAAUGGUACCACCUUUGUCAGUACGAAUAAGGAGUUGAAGAAAGCAAUGGAGAAAUGGUUGGAUAAGGAUACAUUAGACCAUUUACAUUACAAGGGAACGAAUUGGAAGUUUAUCACUCCAGCAGCUUCUCAUCAAGGAGGGAUUUAUGAGGCGGCUGUAAAAUCGAUGAAGUUUCAUCUAAAAAGGAUUAUUGGGAUCAAAACAUUGUUGUACGAGAAUUUCAUCACAUUGCUUGCUCAAAUUGAAGCAAUUUUAAAUUCUAGACCAUUAUACCCACUAAAGGAUGAUCCAACGGAUAUACAGGCAUUAACGCCCGGACAUUUCCUGGUAGGGGAACCAUUGAUCUUACCAUUACCAUUCAGUAUAGAUCCAAAACCCACCACGGAUAGGAUAAGAUUGUGGAAGGAUCGUCAAACCAUGAUCAAGCAUUUUUGGCAAAGAUGGAAGGAAGAGUAUUUAACCAGUCUUCAAGAACGGAAGAAAUGGAGAAGAGAACAGGAGAGUAUGAAAAUAGGACAAUUGGUGGUACUCAAAAGUGAGAAUCAUCCACCAGCUAGUUGGGCACUGGGACGCAUAGUGGAGUUGUUACCGAGCAAGGAUGGAUUAGUUCGGAACGUUAUUGUUGAGACAGCAACAAAUAAGUUCAAAAGAGCUGUGCAGAAAAUUUGCAUCCUACCAGUGUCACCGGAUUAG